Molecule: messenger RNA, 717 nt
Organism: Arachis duranensis
Lineage: Eukaryota; Viridiplantae; Streptophyta; Magnoliopsida; Fabales; Fabaceae
Product: protein SPIRAL1-like 1
Exons: 3
Coding region: 177-497 (106 amino acids)
Biological process (GO): cortical microtubule organization
Cellular component (GO): cortical microtubule, transverse to long axis
Source: RefSeq, a predicted model, not a curated record
AUUAAGAAUUAUUGAAGUGUGUGAGCGCCUAUUUAUAACGCACACAUCUCAAGUCUCAACACUUUCCGUUGGCCCUUUGCCUUCUCUUCUCUCUCAGAUCUGCUUCGCUGCUAAUUUUCUUCCUUCCGUAUUCAUCGGUUGGUUUUUUCCCCCUUUCGGGAAAGCAGUUGAAGAGUAUGGGUCGUGGAGUUAGCAGUGGCGGCGGGCAAAGUUCAUUAGGUUAUCUUUUUGGUAGCGGAGAGGGAGAGGCCCUGAAACCAGCACCAAAAAAUAGCCAACCUGAAGCACAGACCGUAAAUGAUGUGCCUCCUCCUAAGCCAGCACCUCCUAAAAUAACAAUAGACCCAAACAAGCCUGCUGGUAUCAAUAGCAAUUCUAUAGAUGGCCAGAAUACGGGCAACUUCAUCACGGACCGACCUUCGACCAAGGUCCAUGCUGCCCCUGGCGGGGGCUCCUCUCUGGGUUACCUCUUUGGUGGACCAGGUGAUGCAAAAUGAUAUAUUGCUUGCGAAGCUUUUGGCACGCUGAAUGAUUUUUUCCUUUUUGGGUGAAAACACGAUGGAAUGAAUGAAUAUAUAAUGUAAUAUAAGGUUGUGGUUGUGGGGAUAAGUCAAUCAAGAAUGCUAUAAUACAUGUGCUAAACAUCUAUUACAAACCUGUGCUUGUCAGAAACAAAUAUUUCUGUUUUUAAAUGUCGAUUUCUCUUGUAGUUUUGUA